Molecule: messenger RNA, 1770 nt
Organism: Eimeria mitis
Lineage: Eukaryota; Apicomplexa; Conoidasida; Eucoccidiorida; Eimeriidae
Exons: 3
Coding region: 1-1770 (589 amino acids)
Source: RefSeq, a predicted model, not a curated record
AUGGUAGGAGGGGUGCCCUCUCGGGGGGCGUCGGCUCAGCAGCAGGAGGGACCGCAGCAGCAGCAGCAGCAGCAGCAGCAGCAACAGCCGCCGCAGCAGCAGCAGCAGCCCCAGCAGCAGCUGCUGGAGCAGCAGCAGCAGCGACCUCAGCGGCAGCAACCGCAGCACCAAGUGCAGCAGCGGCAGCAGCAGCAGCGGCCGCAGCAGCAGCAGCGGCCGCAGCAGCAGCAGCGGCAUCAGCAGCAGCAGCGGCAGCAGCAGUGUCCGCAGCGGCAGCAACAGCAGCAGCAGCGGCAGCAGGGGCAACAACAACAGCAGCAGCGGCAGCAGGGGCAGCAACAGCAGCAGCAGGGGCAGCAGGAGCAGCAACCGCAGCAGCAGAUGCGGCGGCGGCGGCGGCGACAGCAGCAGCAGCUGCAGCAACAGCAGCAGGGGCAGCAGAGAGAAGAGAAGGAGCCUGUCAGAGCAGAGGUGCAGCAGCAGCAACUGCAGCAGCAGCAACUGCUGCCGCAGCAGCAGCAGCAGCACGGAGUGGAUCUGCAACAACUGCUGCAGCAGGAAGUGCCGCCGCAGGAUCAGUUGCUGCAGCAGCAGCAGCAGCAGCAGCCCCAGCAGCAGCUGCAGCAGCAGAAAGAGCUGCAGCAGCAACAGCAGCAGCAGGAAGAGUUGCCGCAGCAGCAGCAGCAGCAGCAGGAAGACUUGCCGCAGCAGCAGCAGCAGGAAGACUUGCCGCAGCAGCAGCAGCAGCAGCAGGAAGACUUGCCGCAGCAGCAGCAGCAGCUCGAGCUGCCGCAGCAGCAGGAGCAGCAGGAGCAGGAAGACUUGCUGCCGCAGCAGCAGCAGGAGCAGGAAGACUUGCUGCCGCAGGAAGACUUGCCGCAGCAGCAGCAGCAGCAGCAGGAAGACUUGCCGCAGCAGCAGCAGCAGCAGCGCGAGCUGCCGCAGCAGCAGCAGCAGCAGGAGCAGGAAGACUUGCCGCAGCAGCAGGAGCAGGAAGACUUGCUGCCGCCGCAGCAGCAGCAGCAGCGCGAGCUGCCGCAGCAGCAGCAGCAGCAGGAGCAGGAAGACUUGCUGCCGCAGCAGCAGCAGCAGGAAGACUUGCCGCAGCAGCAACAGCAGGACCUGCAGCAGCUGCAGCAGCAGGAAGAGCUGCAACAGCAACAGCAGCAGCAGGAAGACUUGCCGCAGCAGCAACAGCAGCAGCAGGAAGACUUGCCGCAGCAGCUGCAGCAGCAGCACGAGCUGCCGCAGCAGCAGCAGCAGCAGCAGGAAGACUUGCCGCAGCAGCAGGAGCAGGAAGACUUGCCGCAGCAGCAGCAGCAGCAGCGCGAGCUGCCGCAGCAGCUGCGGCAGCUGCUGCACUUGACCGAGGCACCGCAGCAGCUGCUGCAGGUGUUGGAUAUGAUAGAGCCGGUUAUACCGAAGCCGCUGCUGCUGCAGCAGCAGCGCAUGCAGCAGCAACCGCGGCAGCAGCAACGACGGCAGCUGCAGCAGCUGCUGCAGAUGCCGCAGCCGAGGCAACUGCAGCAGCUGUAUGUGCUGCUGCAGCGAGAUGUGGCGCAGCAAGAAGAGCAGCGGGAAGAGGACAGGACUCUGUCGCUGGCAGCGAGAUGUGGCGCAGCAAGAAGAGCAGCGGGAAGAGGACAGGACUCUGUCGCUGCAGGUGCUGCUGCAGCAGCAGCAGCAGCAGCAGCAGCAGCAGCAGCAGCAGCAGCAGCAGCAGCAGCAGCAGCAGCAGCAGGAGCAGCAGCAGGAGCAGCAGGAGGAUGA